Heterobilharzia americana is the source of this 618-nucleotide messenger RNA. The record is from the annotation of a GenBank genome assembly. Lineage: Eukaryota; Metazoa; Platyhelminthes; Trematoda; Strigeidida; Schistosomatidae.
AUGAGUAUCCUAACCCACAAUGGAUCUGCUGUCAUUGCGAUGACUGGUAAAGACUGUGCAGCCAUAGCCUGUGAUCUUCGUUUUGGUGUUAAUUUGAGUACUAUUUCAACCGAUUUUACCAAAAUAUAUCCUCUCGGACCAAGACUUUAUGUGGGGUUUCCAGGCUUGGCUACAGAUAAUCAAACAGUAUUUCAGCGUCUACAGUUCCGUAAAAACAUGUACGAAUUGCGUGAAAAUCGAACCAUUAAACCCCAAAUCAUUACAACCAUGUUAUCCAAUUUACUCUAUGAACGCAGGUUUGGUCCGUAUUUUGUUGAGCCAGUUGUUGCCGGUAUAGAUCCUACUACUAAUAAGCCGUACAUCGCAUCCAUGGAUUUAAUCGGUUGCAUUCUUGAGGCCGAUGAUUUCGUUGUUAGCGGCACGUGCACAGAUCAAAUGUAUGGAAUGUGUGAAACACUGUGGGAGGAAAACAUGAAUUCGAAGGAAUUAUUCGAGUGUAUUUCUCAGUGUAUUUUAAACGCUCUGAAUCGUGAUGCCCUGUCUGGUUGGGGUGCUCGAGUUUACAUGAUAGAGAAAGAUGCUGUCACCAUUUCGGACCUGAAAAUGCGUAUGGACUGA